Messenger RNA from Nothoprocta perdicaria, 3046 nucleotides. It is a transcript of the gene RNF130, whose product is annotated as ring finger protein 130. Bases 8 to 1282 code for a protein of 424 amino acids. NCBI's taxonomy places the organism in Eukaryota, Metazoa, Chordata, Aves, Tinamiformes, Tinamidae. The transcript is spliced from 8 exons. The record is from RefSeq and is a predicted model, not a curated record.
GCUGAAGAUGAGCCCGGCGCGGCGGGGCGGGCGCCGCUGGGGCCGCCGCUCCUCCGCGCUGCUCCUGGCGCUCUGGCACUGCUGGCUGUGGCCGGCGGGCGCCGACAACGCGAGCCAGGCGUAUUACACGGCGCUCGUGAACGUGACCGUGCUGCACCCCGAGCGGCCCGCGCCCACGCUGCUGCGCCUCGACCGCGGCCGCUACGGGCAGGACUCGCCCAAGGUGGAGGUCAAGGGGCUGCUGCUGGCGCCCGUGCCCAUUAACGGAGUUGCAGAUCGCCUGGGCUGUGACCCUCGAACACGUUUCCAGGUUCCCCCGAACACCAAGCAAUGGAUCGCUCUGCUCCAGCGAGGAAACUGUACGUUCAGAGAGAAAAUCCUGCGAGCAGCUUCCCACAACGCCACAGCUGUGGUCAUUUACAACAAUAUAUCCAGUGAAGAACCAGUCACUAUGACUCAUCAAGGAACUGGAGACAUUGUUGCUGUCAUGAUUACAGAAUCAAAGGUUAAGGAGAUCCUGAAUUAUUUGGAAAAGAAUAUCUCUGUCUUGAUGGCAAUAGCAGUGGGAUCCCGUGUUCCUCCAAAAAACUUCAGCCGAGGCUCUCUAGUCUUUGUGUCAAUAUCAUUCAUCGUUUUGAUGAUAAUUUCUUCAGCGUGGUUAAUAUUUUACUUCAUCCAGAAGAUCAGGUACACAAGUGCACGUGACAGGAAUCAGCGUCGUCUUGGAGAUGCUGCCAAGAAAGCCAUUGGUAAAUUGACAACCAGGACAGUAAAGAAAGGUGAUAAGGAAACCGACCCAGACUUUGAUCAUUGUGCUGUCUGCAUUGAGAGUUACAAGCAGAACGAUGUUGUCCGUAUUUUACCAUGCAAGCACGUUUUCCACAAAGCUUGUGUGGAUCCAUGGCUUAGUGAGCACUGUACGUGUCCCAUGUGUAAACUGAACAUCUUGAAGGCCCUGGGAAUUGUGCCAAACGUGCCGUGUACAGAUAACGUAGCCUUCGACAUGGAAAGGCUCACGAGGGGCCAGCCAGCAGCCAGGCGCUCGGCUCUUGGUGACUUUGCCAACGACAGCUCCCUCAGCCUGGAGCCCCUGCGCACCUCGGGGAUGUCGCCGCUCCCCCAGGACGGGGAGCUGACUCCAAGGUCAGGAGAGAUCAACAUUGCUGUGACAAGCAGCCAUUUCUUCCAUCGUAAUUCUCUGUCUCCCCGAAGCCUGGUCUACGAGAGCGAGUUCUCCACGAUGGAGCCUGCUUUGGACAUGUAUGACGAGAACAAGACCUGAAGGGAAUCCGUGCUCCUUCUUGGCCCUUUUUGCGUUUUUUUCAUUUCUCAUUCCUAUCGUUGUGUACUCUUUCCAUGGAUCUCCUUUGUCCGAAGAAGAGCUGCUUUUUCCAGAACACAAACCCGUCUUCUAGAUGGCCAAGAUGAAGACCAGCAGCGGUGGUUUCGGAGGGUGGCGUCUUUGAGCUGACGAGGCGUGCGCAAGCAAGCCUGUCGGAUGGAAAUUGCUGAGUAGCAGCAUGGGGAGCUGCGUCGGUCCAGCCGAGGACACGGCGAGGCAGAGGAGGAGGCUUUACGGUGGGUUGUGCUGCACAUACGUCUCUUACAUAGGCUGCUUCCAAUGUGAUCAGUUGCCCGGGUGUUUGGGCAUCGUCGGAAAGGGAAUACGUUGCAGAGGAGAUGGCAAGUGACUGGUCAAAGCACUCGAUAUCUCUCACUUAAUCCAUAACCUUACUGUGAAAUAUCCCCUUUGGAAAGGGACCUUUAUAAGUGCGUUGAGUUUCCUACAGCCCAUUUAACGCAGGCAGUAGCAAGCCAGUCUCAUGUUCAAGCUGCGGAGAGGACCUGCAUUUGCAGAAGGAUUUCAAGGAAAUUGAAGCUUCAUUUCUUUCUCCAUUUCCAUGGAAGCAGGUGAGAAAUGGCCUACACAGCAAAUAUCCUUGAUCCAUCCUUGUUCUCCAGACAAGCGAAUCUCUUGCCAUAGAGAUGCUGCCUCCUUUACAGGACCAGCACUUGAUCUCCCUUAAAAUCAUUAGACUCUCUGAAAUAUGCAAGAACCUAAUUAGCUCUCUUUCUUGCUUUGCUUUUUUUUCUUAAACCACCAAAUUUUUCACAGCGGUUUUUUCAAAGCCAGCAUGUUGGCGUUACACAGAGAAGAAAAAAGGUAAGAAGCUUCUUGCCCCGUUCUCCCGUCGAGAUCUGCAACACUUAAAUAACCAACACGUUCCCUACGCCGUGUCCUUUCCCACUGACAUCAAUAACGUGAAUGCAGAAAGCAGAAGAAUAAAGGAAAGCAGCGACCGCUUUGACACUCAGCAGGGAAAAUCAAUUUUUACCGGCGUGUGACAAAAGCAGCAGGGAAACGAAUAUUUCGUUCAAGCUUUUGCAAGAGCAGCACUGGGAUGGAAGGCAAGAGGGAGGACCUCAAGUAUUCUUUUGGGAAGUCCACAGUGUUCCUCCCAAUCAGCAGAUGUGGAAAAGUGAGUGCUUUCUGCUCCACCUUUUCCUGCUGGACAGUGCAUCGUUGUUUAAUGAAUGUUAAGAUUUUCUCCAUUGCAGUCUGAGUUACUGUAGAUGUAGAAACGCAUUUGUGUCCUUGUAAUGUGAAACUGAACUUCAAUCUCUAUAUAGAAAUCUUGAGAAAUCAGUAAGCCAAAAAAAGGAAGGUAAGACAGACUUUGCCAUGUUUUAUUUUGGAUGGCUUUUGCUGCGAGUGGGGGAACUUCCCUUUGCUUUUCUUUUCUUUACAUCAUAUAGCAGUUGUCUUGAUGUGUGUAGCCUUUCCUGAAGUGUGUGGUUCAGCUGUGUCUUUAACACACAGAUGUUUAAGAUGUUUAAGAGGAAAAAAAAAAGAAACAAAGAAAAAAAAAAAAGAAACAACUCUGUAAAAUGAUGAGGAAAUGAUCCUCUUAGCAAAGCAUGCUUUGACUUCUGUUGCUGCGCGUCGGCUUUAUUUAAUCCGAUAAUUCGGGAAGGGGUGGUGUGAUGUGCAGAGAGGCUUCUCUCCUCGUGCCCGUGUUUACACUCACCAAAUGCACUUUUUACU